Molecule: messenger RNA, 3822 nt
Organism: Rhea pennata
Lineage: Eukaryota; Metazoa; Chordata; Aves; Rheiformes; Rheidae
Gene: ACSBG2
Product: acyl-CoA synthetase bubblegum family member 2
Exons: 15
Coding region: 80-2293 (737 amino acids)
Cellular component (GO): endoplasmic reticulum; membrane
Molecular function (GO): long-chain fatty acid-CoA ligase activity
Source: RefSeq, a predicted model, not a curated record
UUUAAAAAUAAAGGAUAUUACACAUCUGUGCUCAUCCUGAGAGGCUGCGGAGAGGAGAGACUGCACAAAAGCACAGACGAUGCACUGGACAACGCUGUGUGAGUCAGAGGCACGUAUGGCACUUGCAGAACCAGUCUCCGUGGCUUAUCUUAAUUCGGAUGCUCAAGGGAAAUGUGAGGUGUCGUUGGAUGAUGUACUCAUCAACUCUUCACCUAGAAUUGUUGAGGUCCACAGUGCUGAGACAGUUGAAGACACUAAAACAGAGGGAUCUCAGAUGGACAUGUUCCGUUGCAAAGUGUUUGCACCUCCUACCCCCUGUCUGUGGACAACACGACGAGAUGGUGAAGUCAAACUGAGGAUGGAAGAACAAGGCAUAGGCAGUGAGGAACCUAAGACAAUUCCUGAGCUCUUUGACGAAGCAGUUAGAAAAUAUGGUGAUGAUUAUGCCCUUGCAUACAAAAAGGAUGGCCAUUGGAUGAAGUUAUCGUAUAAAAUGUACUAUGGUGAAUGCUGGACUGCAGCAAAAAGCUUUCUGAAGUUGGGACUAGAGCGUUUCCAUGGAGUAUGCAUCUUGGGAUUUAAUUCUCCAGAGUGGUUUAUUGCUGACAUUGGAGCGAUCUUUGCAGGUGGACUUGCUGUUGGUAUCUACACUACAAGCUCUCCUGAGGCCUGCCAUUACAUAGCAGAGAACUGUAGCGCUAACAUUAUCGUUGUGGAAAACAAUAAACAGCUGCAGAAAAUCUUAGAAAUUGAGCAUAAACUACCUCUUCUGAAAGCUAUUAUCAUGUAUGGGGAAAAGCCAAGGGAGAAGAGACCAAACCUGUAUUCUUGGGAGGAGUUCAUGGACAUUGCCGAUCAUGUUAUAGAUAAUCCUCUCAUGGAUGUCGUUGAGUCGCUGAAGCCUAACCAGUGCUGCACACUAAUAUAUACCUCAGGAACAACUGGACAGCCAAAGGGAGUAAUGCUCAGUCAUGACAAUUUGACAUGGACUGCAGCAGCAGCAGGGCGUUUCAUACAACUCUCAGAUGCUACAAAAAAGCAAGAAUUGGUGGUCAGCUAUCUGCCCCUCAGUCACAUUGCUGCACAGAUGAUAGAUAUUUGGUUGCCAUUAACUUUUGGAGCACAAGUUUUCUUUGCUCAACCAGAUGCACUAAAGGGCACUUUGAUAGACACCCUGCGGGAGGUGAGGCCAACUGCCUUUUUGGGAGUUCCUCGUGUCUGGGAAAAAAUGGAAGAAAAAAUGAAAUGUGUAGGCGCAAAAUCAUCUGCACUCAAAAGAAAAGUGGCAUCAUGGGCCAAGGAAGUCGGGUUGCAGACAAACCUGAAACAGAUGAACGGAAAUACUGAAGUCCCGGUGAACUUCCGCUUAGCCAAGCACUUGGUAUAUAAGAAAGUUCGAAAGGCUCUUGGACUGGAUCGGUGCACAAAGUGCUACACAGGAGCUGCCCCAAUUACCAAAGAGACACUAGAAUUUUUUCUGAGUCUGAACAUUCCUGUGUAUGAGCUAUACGGCAUGAGUGAGAGCUCUGGGCCUCACACAAUCUCUCUGCCUCAUGCAUUCAAGCUUAGCAGCUGUGGAAAGGAAAUUACAGGCUGCCGGACACUGAUUCAUAAGCCAGAUGGUGAGGGCAAUGGGGAGAUCUGCUUCUCAGGAAGACAUGUCUUUAUGGGCUAUCUGAACAUGGAAGGAAAAACCAGAGAGGCCAUCGAUAAAGAUGGCUGGCUGCAUUCAGGUGACCUUGGCAAGCAUGAUAAAGAUGGAUUCCUCUACAUCACUGGCAGAAUUAAAGAGCUCAUCAUCACUGCCGGAGGUGAGAACAUUCCUCCUGUUCCGAUUGAGGAUGCUGUAAAAGAGGCCAUUCCCAUCAUUAGCAACGCUAUGUUGGUUGGAGACAAAGCAAAAUUCCUUGCUAUGCUUCUGACGCUAAAGUGCCAAGUAAAGGAAGAAACUGGAGAGCCAGGAGAUGACCUCACUCCAGAAGCUAUCGAAUACUGCCACAAACUGGGCAGCAAGGCUACCAAAGUCUCUGAAAUCAUAAGCAGCAAAGACCUAGCUAUCUACGCAGCUAUCCAGAAGGGAAUUUCAGCAGUCAAUGAGAGAGCAGUCUCAAAUGCUCAGAAAGUCCAGAAAUGGGUCCUUCUGGAAAAAGACUUCUCGCUCUUUGGGGGAGAGCUCGGACCAACCAUGAAACUGAAGAGAGCAGUGGUGGCGCAGAAGUAUAAAGACCAAAUCAAUCAGUUUUACACUGAUGCAGAUACACCAACCACAACAGGAAGUGCUGUUCAGAAGUAAGACAGAGGCUCUGUAACUUGGUACGAAACUCCUCCUCGCUGUGUAAGCAAGCGUGCUAUCGGCAUGGACUCUUAAUGAAGGAUUAAGUGGGUUUUGCUGAAAUAAAUGAGGCUCGGUCAUCACGCAGCCCCUUGAGUCGCUUAACUGUGUAACUUCUGUCCCUCUUACUGCAGUACGCUGAAUAUGUUUAAGUGCUCAGUGUUUUCUUUUAUGUAUGUUCUAAUGCUGAGAUAUUUAUAAAUAUCUUUGCAUCGUAUUUUCUUUCCUUUUUAUAAGGACAAAAUCUUUGCAGAAUAGCUCCUGUGGCAAUCGAUUAUUUAUCUUAUAAAAACCAUGGCAUACAUUGUGUUUUAACCAAAGUUUUCUUACAUUCAGCUUACUGAAAAACAAACAAACAGCAGUUUUCUAGCUGAGGGGGAAAGGCAGGGUUUUGUUUUGAAACAGGAGUGUACACUUCUCCUCCUCUAGAUGCAUGUAUAAUUGCAUGCUGAUGACAUCCAAACUAUCUUCUGCACAAACUGUCUUCUGUCAGACAAGAAACACAUGCUGUAUAGCUAUACGCAGAGGAUAAGUAUAUAUAAAACCUGGGGUUUACGAGGUCUGUCUGUCUAGUACUUAAGCCUCAAGUCUAGCUUGUUGAGUUGCAAAAGCUAUAAAUUACAUUGUUAAGAUAAUAUACGUGGCCUGUGUUGUGAGAAGCAUUCCACAAAGGGACUAUUUCUAAGGCUGUACAAUGUGUGUGAAAUUUGUCUGUGGUCUCACGAUCAUAGAAGCUUUGUCUAGAACUUCCUGAAACAGGUAAAACUCCAGAUCUGUGUGGGUGGGGGGGAUAGACUGAGGUUUGAUACGUGCAUGUGUAGCUAGGAGACAGCAGUGGAAAGUAAGUUGCUCAAAGGGUGAUUCACUUGCAGAAUUGUGACCAACCACUCCAGAAAAUGUAAAGCGCCUUUACAUUUAAAUAAUUAAAUAUAGGCCAGAUGUAGAUUUGGAAAGCUGCCUACAAAGUGUGUGAUAUAACUCCUGAAGGUCUUCUAAAUCAUUCUGCAAGGCAUAUUAGAGCAGAGCAGGUAUUCUGAUCUGCCUAACACGUGAAGCAAAUAAGCUGUUUUACAAGCAAUGCUUCAUUUCAAACUAGAAAUCAUCAAUCUUAGUACAAUAAAAUUGGAACGGUUGUACCCUGGUUUUGCAUAAUGUUUCACACCCUUAAGCUGUCAGGUGUGGUUGUAGCUGUUACGUACCUACUCCAUAUCAGAACCUUGCUAGGCUGGCUGCUGACAGUACCUGGACCUGGGCACCUUAAGGAGCUUUUUAGGCCUAGAAUUUUGCAUCUGAUCUAGGCUUAAAACUAGGCUUGAAACCUGAAGAGCAAACAGCUAAGGGAAAUGGCUGCUUGCUCAUGUGCCUCUAGCACUUUGCAGGAGAGGAUGGUUAAUGCACUAUUACUGCCACUGCUGAUCUUGUGCAACUGUGUUCUCAGCUGGAUGAAUUUGAAGCAUGUCUAAUGCCUAAUAAAUAGUUGGAAAACUCUU